This is a messenger RNA of Echinococcus granulosus, 393 nucleotides long. RefSeq lists its product as hypothetical. The record is from RefSeq and is a predicted model, not a curated record. NCBI's taxonomy places the organism in Eukaryota, Metazoa, Platyhelminthes, Cestoda, Cyclophyllidea, Taeniidae. The coding region runs from base 1 to 393 and encodes 130 amino acids. The transcript is spliced from 4 exons.
AUGCCCAGUUUUUCAGUAGUUAAAGGAAUUAUGGAAGAUGGUGCAAAACGAUGUAAUCUGAUUUCACUUGAUCAUAGCUUGCAUUUACUUGGUAAAAAUUUCAGGAGACAUUUGCAACUCCAGAAAUUGCACUCGCUUUUAAAUGUAUUGGAACUUUCUUUGGAAAGCUUAGAUAAGCGAAAUAUAUUCUCCAGGACAUUGAUUGUUUCAAAUAAACCUCUUCAGGGUGUCAAUCAAGUUUCAAACGAUGGACGGAGAGGGCAUGUUCAUGUUAAUAAUGGUAAUGAUAAUAAGAAUGAGUGGAAAACGAGAAUAUGCAGAAACUUGGUUUGCAAAUCUGGUAAAAUUAUCUUCAUUUACAUUGAAUGCUCUAAACGGAAUUCUCGUUUGUAG